CCUCAACUGAGGAUAAAUCACACUCUGAGUCUGGGAAAUUUGAAUCUUCAGAUAAUCUGAUGUCCUUUGAGUUAAAUAAUGGCGUAGAAAAUUUUUCAAAAGGAUUUGAUGAUAAAUUAAACGGCCUUCAGGAAAAGGCCGUUGUAAAUAAUUACACUUCCCUCGAACAUGAUAGGAUCAAAUACUUGAAAAUACUCAAUAGUGUUGGUAAACCAACCAAUUCAGGAACUGUUGAAGAUAUGUGUUACGAAACUAGCAAAAUUGGUGAACAACCCUCCGACUCCAACAGCGCUAAUGGGCUGUCAAUAUUGGACCUUCUAAUGAACAAUGAUAAUUGUUUAGAUGAUACAAGUGAUAACGUUUCCGAAGUAUACAGCUCAUUAACCUCCUCAGUUAAUAGGCUAGGUACUCCUGUGAGGUCCACGCCAACUGAGUUCAUUAAAAAAUAUGACACUUCUCAAUCCUUAAGUACAACUGAUAUUGAGUCAUCUAACAUCGAUAUUGUUAGAAAUAGUUCUGAAGAGACUUUUGUUACUAAUGAAUUGGUUAGUCCCGAUGAAAUGAUUAACACUGACGAUAUGGUUACUGCUGAAAGCGGGCAUUCAACAGAUAAUGAACCUGUUGUGGAUGAGUUUGAGCAAUUAAUUAGCUGCUUAAAGGACCCUGAGUAUUUUGAGAAAUUAGAAAGCCACCCUAGUAUGCUACUUCUAUUAGACCUAGAGUUUGAUAAACUGGUAAAACUGGAGGAGACUCUGAUUCCUAUCCUCAAACAGUUACAGGAAGCAAGUAGCUUUUAUUACAAGCUUUAUGUUAUGAAUGUUGCAUUGCAGAUAAUGGACGCCAAACUUAACGUACAAAUUUUUUAUGAUAACAUAACAAAUUUAAUAAAAGUAGCUUCCGGGCCUAAUACUCCGUUCAACCCUGAUAAUACAGAGAAUCGAGUCUUGGAACAGAUGUUCGUCCAAUUGUUGAACAACGCCUCAAGUUUGGUAGAAAACCUAGGUUCUGAUGACUUGGAACUUUUCUUUAAGCUCCUUUUUCCUUUCUUUUAUAAUUUCUAUCCCAUUGAUACAGUUAUUGUGGGUGCUUUUGGAGUUUGUAAGGAAAUUGUUAAGAGAUUUCAAGUAGAACAAGUAAAGUCGGCGUUGAAAUUCAUAACGUCGAAUUUUAUAUUCUUUAAUUCUCAACUUUACAACAUGACCACACCCAGAAGUAAUGAUACCAGUUGUGUUUCGAAAUCGACGACCUCCGAGAAUAGUAUGAAAAGUAACAAAGAAGAUGAUAGCGUGAAAAUAUAUACCAGAGAUAGGGACACAGGAAACACUAAUAACUGCUAUUAUGUGGAGAUUAUAGUGGUACUAUUUGAGCAGAUGUUCAUCAACACGUCGAGAAUAGAUGAGAAUAACAUAGUUGAAGGUAUCGGAGACGAGAAGGAGUCGUACGGAAUAUUCAAGACUAAUUUUAGGAAUUUCGCAAAUGAUGCAUUUUAUAUGGAAAAUGUAACAUUUAGGAACCAAAAAAUAUUUUUUCAAAUUUUACUCCAGAAGCUAGAGAGCCCAAAACACCCAUUUGUAUCGUUAAUGGUAUCUGAAUUGUUGAGCAUGCUAAUUGCCCAUAUUAAUGGAAAUAAUCUGACAGGCAAGAGAACAAAUGAUAAGAAGGAGUUUAAAGACGUAAAGGGAGAAAAGAAUCCAAGGAAACUACAGUCCCUUAGGUUACUUCUGGUUAUAUCAAGUCAUAUAUUUGAAUUAUAUAACAGAGUUCUAAGAAUACCGUUUUUGGACCGGCAUAAAACCAAGUAUUUGAACAAUUUGGAUUCAGCUAAAAAUGAUGUAAAAAAAAUCACAUUGGAGAGUAUUAAGGAGAAUAUCAUGGGAUAUUUGAAUUACAUUAGCAUAACAGACGCUACUUCAAGCCUGAAUAAUCUUGGAACUUGUAUAUUUUACACCUUCCUUAAAGACUACUGUUACAUUAAUAAUGUUCAGGAAGUGCAGCAAUUGCUGUUGUUCCUUAAAAUUUUUAAGUAUUUAGCAAUUAACAAUGUUAAUUUCGAUGAUUCUAGUGGAUCGCCUACAAAAAUUAAUGAUAUUUUUAACAACAUUAACUAUUCACACUUGUUCAACUAUCCCUACCUGUCUGAAGCCAAAUACCACAACACCCCUGCACAUAGGAUAGAUGUGUUAAUUCGUGAUGUGUAUACAUAUAAAAUCUUUCAUGAGUCCUAUGAUUCAAUACUGGACACGGUUGUUAAUUUAAUAUAUACGAAUAAUGAGAAUACAACACUUAGGUUGUGUAUUGAUUUUAUACUUGAAGUUGUGACCAAGAACUACGAUUAUUUAUUAGAUAAAAAUAUACAAAGUCUGUUGUUGGUUUCAUUAUCAGACUAUAAUGUGUACGUUAGACAACAAGUUAUCAAUAUAUACACUAAUUUUCUGAUUCAUUUUUACAACAAGACGUAUGGUUGCGGAAAGAAUGUUAGAGAUGAUGAUGAGUGUGAGGCUGAACUUCUUAAUUACCUGAGUAAGGAUUUGUUAAAUAAGAUAUUAUCAUCAACUAAGGAUUUAAAUUAUAAAAUCAGACUAGGGGCACUGAAGGUAUUACACAUGUUCCUAAGCCUGGUGAAUGUUACGCGAUAUUUAGAUGUGGUGUCUGUUUUAGCACAAAGAAGUUUGGACUCGUACAGAGAACACCAACAGGUUAAAAAGGCUCUAUAUAACCUGCUGUCUAGCGUAUUCUUUAUAUACUCAGUACAGAUUUUUAAGUCUAAUUCAUUUCAGAAUACUAAACAUAACCCAGAGAAUAAAUUAACCGGUAAAGAUAAGCUUAAUGGUGAAGAGAGUUCAAAUGAUACCGUAUCGAAAAAAAUCCUGAAUGAGGAGAAGAUGGUGUUUUUGGAAAAGUUAAUAAAGAUAUUGCUAUAUAAAAUGGAGUCUUAUAAAGGAAAACUUAACCCUGUAUUGAUAAUGUUGAACUACUACCAAAGUAAUACCGAAGUUAUAUUUGAUCCAAUAGGUUACUAUGGUGGUUAUCAGAAGUCUCAUGUUACAAGGAAGAAUAUAGUUAGAAAUGACCCUAAUUUGAGUGAUUCUGAGUCAAUAGUUAAUACUUGGCUUGAGCAUUUACUUGAUUUGUUUUUGGUGAAGAGGUCUAAAGGGUCAAGCUACUAUGAACUGUCUGAGACCUUGAGUGUGUUUAAGUUAUUUGGAGAGGUUUACCCAAGACUUUUUGUAAAACAUCUAGUGUAUUUUAUACCAUAUUUGAAGAUAAUAGGAGGAAUUAAACUCGACGUUAACCAGAUUAACCUGAUUAUUGCAAUUAACAACCUCAUCAUCAUAGUCUACAGGUACAUUAAAAACACAAAACCGACACCAAAUGGUGAUACUGUUAAGGAAGAAGAUGAAAUACUGUGUGAGUUGAACAAUAUAGCUAACAAUGUGGUCGGCCUGGUCAACUACAAUUCACCCAUUUUAAUAAGGUCAAUAAUACAACUACUCACGUAUAACAACCAGGAACAUGUAACGAAGAUAUAUGAAACAUCUUUCAAGUACCUCAACAACAUAAAAGCAAUGUUAUCUUCACUCUUGAAUGUUAACAUUGGGAGUGAUAAGAUGACUAAGUUGGAAGUAACAAGGAAUAUUAUCGAAAACAAGGUCCUGGUUGACGUGAACGUGUACAAAUACUCCUGGCAGCUGGGCUGUGUGGCUGAGUUCAACGACAUGGAACUCAAGGUUUUCAAUCUUUUUAUAGAAAUGUUUAAGCUCUACAAUGGUGUGGGUAUCCAUAAUAUUUCAGGUUUGUUCAUCGAGUGCUGUUGUCGGUACCUUUCAAACAUAAAUAACCUGUUCAAAGUCAACCACAAGGAGUUGAAGUCACUGCUGUCAGACAUAUACGAAUAUUACCAGAACAACUCCUACAAAUCAAAUAACCUGAUCCUGAUACUGUAUCAGCUGUUGAACACAUACCAGACAUUAUCAGCCACGUCAGGUUCAGAAGGCCCAGAUUCUGAAAAUGAUAAAGUUAACCAGGGCAACAAAAGGCAGAAAGAAAGAAGAGACCUAGUCAACCUAAUGUAUAUAAUGAUACAGAAGUAUAUAAGUGUGUUUAUGAAGUUAAUAGCUACCUAUUACAAUGUAGAAGUGAAGAGGGAAGGUACAGGGCUUGGAAAUGGGAAUGAUUUUAAUAAAGAGUUGGUGGAUGAAAAGUUAUUUGAAGGAGGGUUAUCAGAUUCUGGAGAGGAUAAAGUUUUGUACAUGGAAAUUAUAGAGAUAAUUAUUGUUAAUAGGCUUACAAAUGUUCAGGAGUUGUUGCCAUUUGUGUUCGCACAGUUACUUACACCAGACUCACACGUGCAGAGAGUGGCAGAAAAUAACUUAAAGAUCAUAAUUAAGCAGGAUAUAAACCUAUUCCUGGGUAAGAUCAACACGUCUUUUGAGACUCUUUUUGAAAGUGUGUUAGACCAAUUUUUCAAAAACGUUUUUGUUCUAGGGAUUACAGGAGAAAAUACUCAUCUAGCUCUCCAAGGAGUGUUUAGAAUAUAUCUAGAACUCCUUCAGGCCAAGAGAUCUAACACGAAGAUGUUUGUAACGUCACUACUAAUGCAAACUAAGACAAUACACACAAUUGAAUUUAAAGGCAGGAUUGAGAGGUUAAUAAGGAGCAGAACGGGGAUUAAUUACGAAAAGUUUAAGGUAUUGAAGGAGAAGAAUAAAGGAAUCUCAAACACACUCAAGAUACUAGUAGACAAGAUCAGAUCUGGAAAAGGAGAAGAGAGGAACAAGUUACUUCUAGAGUAUUUUCUAUAUCUGUAUGCACAUCUUGUGUGUGUAAUACUAGAUGGGCUCACAUUUAAAAACAAGAAGGAUGCAGCUUAUGCAAUAACAAAGAUUCGUGAUGUCGUAAAUGACAAUACACACAUUUUGACAUCAGAAGAUAAAAUUUCAAAAUUCGUAAAUAUCAGACUCAAGAGGAUCUCUAAUAAAAUUAAGAACAUUUAUAAAUAGCAUAUUAAUCUCCUUUCCAUCUAUUAUUUUCUGUAUACAUGGGGUGUGGAG
This is a messenger RNA of Theileria parva strain Muguga, 5051 nucleotides long. RefSeq lists its product as uncharacterized. The transcript has a single exon. Bases 60 to 5000 code for a protein of 1646 amino acids. The record is from RefSeq and is a predicted model, not a curated record. NCBI's taxonomy places the organism in Eukaryota, Apicomplexa, Aconoidasida, Piroplasmida, Theileriidae.